AUGACAACUGCAAAGUUUAUAUUCGUAUCCAAUGAUUGCUUCUUGUGCGAAAAGGGAGAUUUUAUUACCGCACAAAAAUUUCGAAGACAUCUAAUAGGUCAUGACAUCUACCUUCCUGGACGUACGCUUAAAACAAGAUACAGAAACACAUCUACAACAAUCUAUGUUUCUUAUGAAAAGAAGCAGAGCCGAAAAGAUAUCGAAACUCAUCAUGCAUGUCCUUCUUGCCUUGAGCAUUUUGUUGAACUUGACGCGCUAAAAUCACACGUUGCUGUGCAUCUGCCACAAGUAACGGCAGAAGAGCCUGAAGAUCAUGAAGAGAAGUCUAGCACAUCCAAGCGUGAAAAUCAAGUGCAUGAGACACCCAAGAAAGAAGAAAAUACUAAUACAUACAAGCGUUUAAAGACGAUCUCACUCACGUACGGCCAGAGUACGCUUGAUUUCCACCCUGCGACCAUGAAAAGUUAUAAUCCUGACAAACCUAGGCUGCCACUUGAAACAAUUACAGAACUUUCCCCAGUGGUGACUAUCCUGGCUGACUAUAAUACAACUCUGCCAGAUAGUCUGAGAAAAAUUGUAAACCAAGAACUUGAGGAUCAAGCAAACUUGAAAACAUUGAACAAAUAUCCAGGUGCUCUCCGCUUCUUAUGCUCUGCUUUGGACAACUCUUUAAAAGACUUGCCAAAGUUUCUAUGGUCACAUCCGCUAAGCAACUCUUGGUCAGAGGAUGAGAAGAAAUUGGUUCGAAUGAUCCAGUUCUUACUAACAGAUUUCUCAAGCAAAUGCUGUCGAAGCCCAAUAUUUCAAUCAAAGUCUGAUCUGAAAUUCUUGAUAGACCAAGUGAUUCCUAUCUUCCAGGUCUUGGAAAGCCAAACGGAUCUUAUUGGCUUUGAGUGGUGUGAUGUUGCUGUAGAUGAACAAUCUUUGGAUAAUGAAAAAGAUUCUGAAGAGCCUGAAGAAAUUGAUAGUGAGACGACACCAUACCACGAUGGACUUGGAUAUGACACCGCAGGAAAUCCAGUCUUAGUGAUAAACAACACGAGUCGUGAAGACAUUGAUAUUGGGCCCCACGCGAGAGACGACAUAUUAAAGAAUAUGCACAGCUCUAUUGGCUUUCUGGAUAACACCUUGCGAAAUAACCAAUUUGCAAGGUUUGCCACCCUCUGUCGGGCGGAGACAUUUUCCAUUCAAGUAAUUUCCAAAGUAAUAACCCUUUCAACAACGUCUUUAAAUCCAGAGGAGCCAGGAGCUUACAUCCACAAAGAACGGCGAUCAGCAGAGAUUCCUGGAUCAUUUUCUGGGCGUAUGGGAUGGAUCAAGAUGUUUGAAUUGCUUGCCACAUUAUUCGACAUUCUUAAUUUCCAACAAAAUGUUGCCAAAACCAUUGCCAUUGAAAAUAGUGGUGUUGACCCAAUUGACAAGGCAGAGACUGUGCGUGAAUUUUUGAUUAAUUUGAUUAAUUAA
Molecule: messenger RNA, 1464 nt
Organism: Phycomyces blakesleeanus NRRL 1555(-)
Lineage: Eukaryota; Fungi; Mucoromycota; Mucoromycetes; Mucorales; Phycomycetaceae
Product: C2H2-type zinc finger transcription factor
Exons: 2
Coding region: 1-1464 (487 amino acids)
Source: RefSeq, a predicted model, not a curated record